UUGCAAAAUAGAGUUUCUCAAUAUGGACCAUAUAUUCGGGUAAUUGAUGCUAGAUGGGAUAAGCAACUUCAUAGUCCAUUACAUGCAGCAGGUUGAUUUCUUAAUCCUGGAAUCUAUUUUAGGCCUUCUUUUUCAAAACAAAAGGAGGUUACUCGAGGUUUGCUUAGCACAAUUACUAGAUCGGUCCCUGAUUGUGACACUCAAGAUGUAAUUAGUGGCCAACUUGAGGAGUAUAAGAAAGCAACUGGUGAUUUUGGCAUGCUCCUAGCUAUUCGUCAAAGAGAAAAGUUAAAUCCAGUUGCAUGGUGGGAGCAAUUUGGCAAUGAUACUCAAGAACUUCAAAAGUUUGCAAUUCGAAUUCUUAGUCAAUGUUGCGGUGCAACUGGGUGUGAAAGAAAUUGGAGUAUAUUUGAAUUCAUUCAUUCUAAAAGGCGCAAUAGGCUAGAGCACAAAAGAUUGAGUGAUUUAGUACUUGUUAAUUAUAAUUUGAGGAUUCAACAAAGGAAUUUGAGCAAAACAAGGGAUGCUUUAGAUCCCAUUAGCCUCGAUAACAUUGACCUAUUGAAUGAAUGGAUUUGUGAAGAACCUAGCCUUCUUGAUGGAGAUGAUAUAAGUUGGGAGACUAUAGAAGCACCUUGGACUACUUUGACUUUAGAGGAUGAAGAGACAUGUUUUGAUGAAGAGAAUAUUGAGCUUGGUGGAAAUGAUCAACUAUUGGAAUGUCUAGCUGAUGACUUUUCCUAUAUACCACCACAAGAUCAAGAUCCUUAUUUUUAUUACAACCCUGAAACGGCAUAUCGAAAUGCUCCGAAACUGAAACAUUUCGUUUCAAUUGAAAAAACGAAACAUCUGCUGAAACGGAAUUGA
Molecule: messenger RNA, 867 nt
Organism: Populus euphratica (Euphrates poplar)
Lineage: Eukaryota; Viridiplantae; Streptophyta; Magnoliopsida; Malpighiales; Salicaceae
Exons: 4
Coding region: 259-867 (202 amino acids)
Molecular function (GO): protein dimerization activity
Source: RefSeq, a predicted model, not a curated record